Molecule: messenger RNA, 1318 nt
Organism: Trichoderma atroviride IMI 206040
Lineage: Eukaryota; Fungi; Ascomycota; Sordariomycetes; Hypocreales; Hypocreaceae
Cellular component (GO): cytoplasm
Molecular function (GO): hydrolase activity; zinc ion binding
Source: RefSeq, a predicted model, not a curated record
GGUCAUUAGACAUUCGCGACUACGCCGGAUUGAGAUUUCAAGAUGUUUGUCGGAAUCUGUGGCAGCAUCUGCUCGGGCAAGCAGACCGUGGCCCAGUAUCUAGUUGAGCAUCACGGGUUCAGCCAAAUUCAUCUCCUUGAUUCAGAAGAGGCCCCUUCAUCCACCGAGGGCGUUGUUGCGACCGCGACCUCAAACGGCGCCAGAUCUAGGAGCCAAAAACAAGAUUUCUUCACCACAGCCGAGGAGCUUUUGGACUAUGUCACUCGGCGAUGGCGCAGCCGCUUUGUGACAACCGACAUCCCCACGGAGCAGGUGCUCGAUGUCUUCAUGCGGCGACCAUUCUUUCUGCUCAUCUCAAUCGAUGCUCCGCUCACCCUGCGUUACCGUCGGUUCCAGCAACGCUCCGACCUGCCGGAGCAGGCCAUUAGCCUCGAGGAGUUUGUCUCGCGAAAUGACAAGCAUCUAUACGAUGCGGCUUCUGGUCUGCAGCCGCUCAUUUCGCGGGCCACCGUCAGGUUGCUCAACACCUCGUCAUCACUGGCCCAUCUCUAUGCCACUCUCGGAAAGCUCGACAUCCCCAACCCCGACCGCAUGCGGCCGGGCUGGGACACGUACUUUAUGGCACUGGCAUCUCUGGCGGCACAUAGGUCCAACUGCAUGAAACGCCGUGUCGGCUGCGUCCUCGUAGGGCGAGAACGACGAGUCAUCAGCACAGGAUACAACGGUACGCCCCGCGGCCUUCGAAACUGCGCCGACGGUGGCUGCCCUCGAUGUAACGAGGCAAACGGCUCUGGAGUCGGGCUGUCCACCUGUCUCUGCAUACACGCAGAAGAGAAUGCGCUUCUGGAGGCCGGCAGGGAGCGCAUCCGCGAGGGCUCCGUGCUGUACUGCGAUACGUGCCCGUGCUUGACGUGCAGCAUCAAGAUUUGCCAGGUUGGCAUCACCGAGGUGGUGUAUGCCCACGGUUACAGUAUGGAUACUGAGACAGCAGAGAUUUUCAGACAAGCUGGCGUCAAGCUACGACAGUUUAUUCCGCCUCCGAAUGGCUUGAUACAUUUAGAGAAGAUGGAGUUGUAUUCAUAGAUGACCAAGCGCAGGUUUCUUAGACUGCCUUGUGAUUUUCGAAUAAGACAGCAUACAUACAUGUAUAUUAGAUGCCUUUGUAUGGCAGCUUUGAUGUGCGUCAUAGAGCACGGGGCAAUGAGCAUUUGGCACUGACUACACGCUUUCAAACCAGCAAGUUGCUGUAACAUAUCAAUACCAAUGAUAACAAUAGUGCUUAAUUAUCUAGUCAUCGUAGUAGAGACUGUUGCUGCGG